AUGUUCGCGCGCACAUGCAAGCUCCUCAACCUCAACGCCACCCCAAUCCUCUACAAGUUCCUAGUCAUCACGGAUUACAUUGACUAUGACCACUUCCCCAGACUCACAAAUGGUCAUAUCUGGUAUGGCCCCCGCAACCUUCCCCUCAUCGAAAGGCUUGAUGUCUCCAUGCCAUGGCACUGCAUGUCCGACGGCGGAGACUCUCAAUCUGCAAGCCUCAACUACAUUGGGGAUAUGCCCAACUUACGACAAAUGACCAUCGAGUUUCGUGAAGGUGACGACCUACCACACUGGCAAAACAGACGGACUAUGUAUCUACCAUCACCCGUACUUGCCAACCUCCAAACUUGUAUUCUUAACUUCACGGCUGGGGAUUGGGAUAUUACAGGUAUCGUCCCUUUAUUGCAGCAUCCCAAUCUUCUUUGUCUUGAGAUGCAUGCUGCAGCCUCUGAUCCAUUGUCCAAAGACGUCGAAUUCGAUGACGAGGACGAUUACGAAGGUCUUGAGUGCGAGUCUCCCAAGUCAACAUCGCUCGUGUCACUCACACUUGUCGACUGCGAUCUCGUUCUGGACGACUUCCACCAGAUGCUCUGCUUCCCCAAGGCACUCGAAUACCUAUCAGUGUACGCGACCAAGCCCGACAACGAAGGGGGACUUUAA
Cadophora gregata is the source of this 660-nucleotide messenger RNA. RefSeq lists its product as uncharacterized. The transcript has 2 exons. The record is from RefSeq and is a predicted model, not a curated record. Bases 1 to 660 code for a protein of 219 amino acids. NCBI's taxonomy places the organism in Eukaryota, Fungi, Ascomycota, Leotiomycetes, Helotiales, Ploettnerulaceae.